Photinus pyralis (common eastern firefly) is the source of this 14237-nucleotide messenger RNA. It is a transcript of the gene trol, whose product is annotated as basement membrane-specific heparan sulfate proteoglycan core protein. NCBI's taxonomy places the organism in Eukaryota, Metazoa, Arthropoda, Insecta, Coleoptera, Lampyridae. Gene Ontology annotation, molecular function: cell-cell adhesion mediator activity; calcium ion binding. Gene Ontology annotation, cellular component: axon; plasma membrane. The transcript has 65 exons. Gene Ontology annotation, biological process: homophilic cell-cell adhesion; dendrite self-avoidance; axon guidance. The record is from RefSeq and is a predicted model, not a curated record. Bases 165 to 13283 code for a protein of 4372 amino acids.
GCACAUGUGGUGCUGCAGGAAGUUUUGAAAAGUUCCCUCGUCGGCGGCAUUCCGUGUUGCGCGGCUUGUACGAUCGGUCAUCUUCUUGGUCCAGCAUAUGCAUAUUGGUAACUUAUUACGAAUAAUGUUCUUUUAGUGCGCGUGUGACUUAGUUUAUUUGAACAAUGGGCUCCUUUAAAAGCUCAAUCCCUAGACUUUUGUGGUUGUAUUUAGUUGCCGCCUAUUUUAUUUUCGUUGUCGCAAAUACCGGCUACCAGGUAUUAGCCGCUGAGAAUGACGGUGAUUUAGUAUUUGAUAAUGUAGAAGAUUCCAAAUUAGUUAGUCAACGCAAUAGGCAUAUAUUAGAAAAAAGAAGUAACCAAAAUAAUUUAAGUUCGAAAUCUAGUCAACACGUUGAAGAGGACCACUGGCUCACGAAAACUGUGAAUCGCAUUAAACGACAAUGGCCAUCUUUUAACUGGUUUGGAAGUUCCAACAAUGAGGAUCCAACAACGACGACAGAACAAGGACAGGCCCACGUCGAUUCUUUUAAUGACGUCGACAGCAAUGAGAAUGACAUUGACGACAUCCAUCCCGAAUCCGACCAUCAUGGAGAAUCCGACGAUGAAGAUGAUCUCGAUGACGUUUCCGGUUCUGGAGGGGUCGAGACUGAUCGCCCAAUCAUUCCUGGCCAACCUGUCUACUACAGAGUUACAAUGGCCGUACUUGAACCGUUCAUUGCCGCUUUUGCCGACCGCAAUACUCCGCAGUACAGGGAAAUUGCGGAAAAGUUGGUAAACGCUGUCAAUGAUCUGUAUGACAGUCUCCAAGGGAAACAGUCGGCUACAGUGAUUCGCAUUCAAAAACGAGAGGCCGAUGUCUUCUCCAGCAAAGUCACCAUGGAUUUGGGAACGGUAGGAUUUUACGACCAUGGCAGAAUAAGGAGUCACCUGUACAACCACAUUAAGAACUACCACACGCUGGGACCGUACAAAGUCACCACUGACGAAUUUUCAUUUAGAGAGUUUGAAGGUUCUCAGGGAUUACCAAAAUGUGAACCUGACGAGUUACCAUGCCAUAGUGGUGAAUGUGUACCAGUAUCAGCUCGUUGCAAUAGUAUUUAUGAUUGUCGAGAUCAUUCUGAUGAGGCUGGUUGUGAGUAUAACAUAAAUGAAGUGGAUCUUCGUCCAACUGAGCCGCCCGAAACAACUCGACGCCCAUACACUCCAUCCCCGGCGGUACCAUCAGAGUUACCACGUACUCAAAACCCCUACGAACCAGUAACACACUCGCCAUACACUCCGUACUAUGGUGUACUAACCGAAGCUGGACCAGAAGAAACGACAAUUCGACCAGAGCAGCACACACCGCCACACCCAGUUGAAACAACUACUGAAAGUAUACUGGUGUCUGUAUUUAAUACACUGUACAAUUCAACAAGCCCUCUGGACGUCGAGCAUGGAGCAGAAGAGACGACGCCAACAAUUUUCCACCAAACGUACCCGACGCAUAGAGGAAGAUGUCGAGCCGAUGACGUUGUACGUUGUGUAGACGGUUCCGUCAUAUGUGCCGAUCAGUUGUGCGAUGGCGUACAAGAUUGUCCUUCAGGAGACGACGAAAACAAUUGUCCAAUUGCUUGCGCUGAAGGAGAAUUAAGCUGCGACAUCAGUAGAUGCAUACCAAUCAACAAGCGUUGCGACGGAUACGACGACUGCGACGAUCGCACCGAUGAAUUGGACUGUCCUCCUCAGCCUUGCCGCACGGGACAAUUCAGAUGCAACGACGGAAAGUGCAUAGAGAUCUACCAACGAUGCGACUAUCGGCAAGACUGUAACGGUGGGGAAGAUGAAGAAGGUUGCAGCAGUCCAAAACGAUGUGACGCCGUCCGGGAGUUCAGAUGCAAUAACGGCAGAUGCGUACCCUUAUCUGCACGCUGCAAUCGGAAAUACGAUUGUGACGAUGAGUCUGACGAACGAAAUUGUCCAUGUAAAUCAGACGACUUCCAUUGUGCGAACGGGUACUGCAUACCACCGCACCAGAAGUGUGACGGAUUACGACACUGCCAGGACGGUUCAGACGAGCUUAAUUGUUCUAACACGAGUACCUGUCGAUACUACCAGUUCCAGUGCAGUGAUGGCACCUGCAUAGAUCAAAUGCUGAAAUGCAAUAAACAACCCGAUUGCCCUGAUCGUUCGGACGAGAUUGGCUGUAUCGAUUGUCAAAAAGACCAGUUUCGAUGUAACAAUGGCAGUUGCAUAAGUAUUUCGAAGCGAUGCGAUGGAGUUUCCGAUUGUCCUCACUCAGAAGACGAAGAAUCAUGUGCAUCAUGUACGAACAACGAAAAAAGGUGUACUAAUGGUGAAUGCAUAAACUUAUCGAAGGUGUGUGAUGGUAUCAAAGAUUGUUCGGACGGCAGUGAUGAGCUUCACUGCAAUGUACCGGCCUGCAGGGCUAACGAAUUCAUGUGCGCUUCCGGUGGUUGCAUAAGCUCGCAUUUGCGCUGCAAUUAUUACAUGGAUUGCCGCGAUGGGUCUGACGAGUUUAACUGUGUCGAAGGAUGCAGUCAGGGGCAAAUAAAAUGCAACGAUGGUAGUUGCAUUGAAGGUCACUUAUGCGACGGCAUAUUUGAUUGCGUCGAUGCCUCAGACGAACGUAAUUGUAGCGUAUGCAAUCUCGACGAGUUUCGUUGCGAAAACGGCGAUUGCAUUGCAGAAGAUUUCCGUUGCGAUGGGCGCAAAGAUUGUAAUGACGGUUCUGAUGAGGUUGACUGUGUUUUGCAAUGUCCGGGGGACAGCUUUCGAUGUGGGGAUGGAGUUUGCUUGGAUGUUAAACGUCGCUGUGAUGGCUACCCAGAUUGUCGAGAUAACUCGGAUGAGUUGGGAUGUACGGGCGUUAUUGAGCAUAAUACUACCACCAGUCCAGUGUCUUGUGGGGCUGAUCAGUUUCAAUGUGGCGACAAGACUUGUAUUGGAAUUGAUUUCCGUUGUGACAAAUAUCAAGAUUGUAAUGACGGUUCAGAUGAAAUCGGAUGUGAAGCCUGUGAAGCUGAUCAAUUUCAAUGUGGCGACAAGUCAUGCAUUAGAAAAGAAUUUGUUUGUGACACCUUUGAAGACUGUCAAGAUGGAACUGAUGAAGAAGGUUGUACAGCGACAAAUUGUCAAAGUGGAGAAUUCAGCUGUGAAGAUGGCAAAUGCAUUCCUGAACAUCUGAGAUGCGAUGGUAGAUCUGAUUGCGCCAAUGGCAUUGACGAAUUUGACUGUGCGCCCCCUACAAAACACUGCCAAGGGUACGAGUUCACCUGCAAAGACGGUUCGUGCAUUCCAAACUAUUUGGUCUGCGACGGCACGCCGCACUGCAAAGACGGAUCUGACGAAACAGAAUGUGGUUGUCGAGCGGAUGAAUAUCAAUGCGCUAGCGGUACGUGUAUAGCUGGACAUUUGCGAUGUAAUUACCGCAACGACUGUAACGAUGGCUCCGAUGAAAUCAAUUGUGGAACAGAACCCACCCCAACUGAACCACCAGUAACGAUACCACCACGAUUCCCCGACCCUGGAUCUGGAGUAGCAAACUGCCCUUGGGGUCAACGGAUGUGCAACAGUGGAGAUCAAUGCCUUCCCUAUUCCGCAUUUUGUAACGGAAGAUACGAAUGUAACGACCUGUCCGAUGAAACCAACUGUCCUGGUGUCACUGGUGGUUUGCACUUGAAGACGUAUCCCAAUGAACAAACCAUCAAAGAAAGCGUGUACAAGCCUGGGCGUGAGGUCGUCUUCCAAUGUCGUGAUGAGGGACCUUUAAGAGCGAAGGUUAAGUGGAUAAGAGGGAAUGGUUUGCCACUUCCUCAAGGAACCCGCGAUAACGCUGGCCGUCUGGAAAUACCCAACAUACAAAUGGAUCAGGGUGGCGCAUACACCUGCGUUGCCAUUGGAUAUCCACCGUCAACCCCCGGCGCCCAAGUUAACGUCUACUUGACCGUCGAGGCCCACAUUGCUCCUGCUCCUCGUCCACCCAAAGCCUGUGAGCUUCACGAAGCGACUUGUUCCAACGGAGAUUGUAUAGCGAAGCAUUUAGUAUGCAAUGGAGUAUUUGACUGCAAAGAUGGCUCUGACGAAACUCGCUGCAGUUCCCACGGUUGUGAGCCCAACGAAUUUAAAUGUAACAACAAGAAAUGCGUACUUAAAACAUGGCGCUGCGAUGGCGAUGACGAUUGUGGUGACGGAACAGACGAAGCGAGCUGCGCUACCAACCCUCCAGGAUCUCCUUGCCAGCACCACGAAUUUGCAUGCCACGCCGGCAACCAGUGCAUUCCGAAGAGUUACCACUGCGAUCACGAGCGUGAUUGUGCAGAUGGUAGCGACGAAGUCGGCUGCUCUGCCGUUGUAAUCGCCAAACCUCCCCCUCCGAUGGUAAACCUCAACGUUGGCGCACUGUUUGUAAUUACAUGCACGGCUGUCGGUGUUCCCAUGCCAGAGGUGGUGUGGCGACUUAACUGGGGACAUAUUCCUGAGAAAUGUACAACGACAAGCGUUGGGGGAGUUGGCACACUGACCUGUCCGAACAUACAGAUUGAAGAUCAAGGAGCCUAUUCUUGUGAAGCAAUAAAUAUAUUCGGCGCAGUUUUCGCACGCCCAGACACCAUUCUAGUUGUAAAUGGAGGAGCACCUAUCUGCCCGAAAGGAACUUUCAACGAAGAAGCCCGAAACCAAGACGAAUGCAUUAGUUGCUUCUGUUUCGGUGCAACUGCCGAUUGUCGAUCAGCUGACUUAUUCAUCUAUCAGUUGCAACCACCAUUUAAUGCCCAUAAAUAUUUGGGUGUUCGCGUGGAUCCCUAUUCCGGCGUGGUAGACAUCAGAGAUGAACCGAUCUACAGAGGCGCCGAGCCAAAAGUUAGUCCAGUUGGCCAAAACGGCGUUCAUGCCGUUUUAGCGGCUCCAUAUGGCGAUUUAGCGCAAAGUGAUGUUUUGCCUUACUUUGAUUUACCUGACAACUUUGUUGGCAAUCAACUGAAAAGUUAUGGCGGAUAUUUGAAGUAUAAGUUACGUUAUGACGGAUAUGGGCGACCACUCACUGCUCCUGAUGUUAUUUUAACGGGUAAUGGCUAUACGUUACUUCACAUCGGCAACCCUCACCAAGCGGGUAGAGAAGAAGAUAUUUCCGUUAGAUUCUUUGCUGGAGAAUGGGUUAGACGAUCACCAAAUGCGCCAGAAGCUAUAGCAACUCGCGAAGAUAUAAUGAUGGUGUUAGAAAACGUAGAACAUAUUUUGAUUAAGUUGCAAUACGUCGAUGGCCAUUUGGAUACAGCCCUCACUAACAUCGAUAUGGAUUCUGCUGCCGUACGCAAUACUGGUUUAGGCCAGGCUAUAUAUGUAGAACAGUGUUCGUGCCCCGCCGGAUACUCCGGUUUGUCUUGUGAGAGUUGUGCACCAGGAUUCAGCCGACACAAAUCAGGACCUUGGCUUGGCCAAUGUUACAAGGAGGUGGCAACCUGCCAACCCGGAACUUACGGAGAUCCAUCGAAUGGAAUUCCUUGUCGACCAUGCCCAUGUCCACUUACAGAUUCCCGAAAUCAAUUUGGCCACACAUGCCAGCUCGAAUCAGACGGACAAGUUACAUGUCAAUGUCCACCUGGAUAUGUUGGCAGAAGAUGUGAACAGUGCUCAUCUGGUUAUACCGGAAAUCCAUUGGUACCGGGCGACUACUGCAAACCUGGAAUAGGAUGCAACCCAGAUGGAUCACUGAACUAUGCCGGACAACGAUGCGAUUGUAAACAAAACACUUAUGGUCCUACUUGUAAUCAAUGUAAGCCUAAUACGUUCCAUCUCAGCUCUGAGAAUCAAUUUGGUUGUAUUGCCUGCUUCUGUAUGGGUAUCACUCAACAAUGUACCAGCUCAAAUUGGUAUCGCGAUUCUAUCAAUAUCGCGUUUACUAGCUCACAACAUGAUGUUCGCUUGGUAGAAGCGCUAAGAAAAGAAGUUCCUAUACGGGACGGAAUACGUUUAGAUCAAAAUGCCAACGAAAUUGUCUACAGUAGUUUCAACAGCCAAAAUCAAGAUGUACUGUAUUGGUCACUGCCCUCUCGCUUCUUAGGCGAUAAGAUAUCAGCGUAUGGUGGAUACUUGCGGUACACAAUCAGAUAUGUUCCGACGCCUGGUGGCCAAAGUUCUAGAAAUACUGCGCCUGAUGUUGAACUGAUAAGUGAAAAUCACAUCAAUCUCUUGUACUUUGCACGUGAUAACUCACAACCAAAUACGAAACAAACGUUCUCAGUUCCUCUACUAGAACAGCACUGGCAGCGAUCAGAUGGACAAAAGGUAGACAGAGAACAUCUUCUCAUGGCUUUGGCAGACCUUCAGGCAAUUCUGAUUAAGGCAACUUACACGACAAACACUUUAGAGGCCAGUUUAAUUUCGGUAUCUCUCGACGUAGCAAGUGAGCGUAACACAGGAAGAGAGCGUGCUUUGGCUGUAGAGCAAUGCCAAUGUCCGGCUGGUUAUCGUGGAUUAUCGUGCGAGGACUGUGAUGUUGGGUAUACACGCGCACCUGAAGGAAUUUACCUAGGUCUCUGCGAACUAUGUUCCUGCAACGGUCACUCGAACGAAUGCGAUCCAGAAACUGGAGCUUGCUUUAACUGUAGAGACCACACUUCUGGUGCAAAUUGUGAGCAAUGCUUGCCCGGAUUUGAGCUCGAUCCUAGGACAGGCGAGUGUAAAUCGCAAGCUCAAACAUGUGAAUGCAAUCCAGCGGGAGCGCUCUCAUCUGUUUGUGUGGGAGGAUACUGUCACUGCAAGACCAAUGUAGAAGGCCCCAGGUGCGACCACUGCCGCCCGGGUACAUUCGGGUUAAACCACACCAACCCAGAGGGAUGCCAGAAAUGUUUCUGCUCUGGAAUCACAGAUCAAUGUGUGGAAAGCAACUUCUACAUCGAGCAACUACCUAGUCAAAUCCUAAGUCAAGAUCAUCACGGAUUUUCGUUAACCUCAAAGACUCGACAGCAAAGUAUUACAUCUGACUUUUUAAUAAAUGUUGCCGAAAACAAGAUCGGUUACACGUUCAGAUCGAGGGUCCCAGAAAGUAUGUACUGGACAUUGCCACCGGAAUUUAAGGGAGAUCAAAUAAAGUCGUACGGGGGCAGACUUGAGUUUACACAGCAAUACUCUGAUCAAGGCGCAGGCUAUUCUCCCGAUCAAGAUGUUAUAAUUUCGGGCAAUGAUCUUACCAUUUAUUGGACACAUACGUCACCACCACAACCCAAUCGGGAUAAUAAAGUAAGAGUUCCAUUGAGUGUGGGUAACUGGCAGAGAGUUGACUGGCGAAGCGGACCUCAACCUGCCUCACGUGCAGACAUUUUAACCGUUCUUGCUCACAUUACUGAAAUUCUUGUGCGAGCUACUCUGUCUCCUUAUACCACAGCUUCCUAUAUUAGCGAUAUAGCUCUAGAUACCGCCGUCGAACAAUACACCGGACAACCUAAAGCGAGGGAUGUGGAAGUUUGUAGAUGCCCUCCUGGCUACAGAGGAACUUCGUGCGAGUUGUGCGCGCCUGGGUACUAUAGGGAUAUUAACGAUUUGCAAGCGGGACCGCUGGGAUCCUGCACGAAAUGCCCGUGCAGUGGAAACGAGGAAAGUUGUAAUUUAGGUCCAGAUAACCGCGUCGUAUGUCACUGCCUGCCUGGAUAUACCGGACCUACAUGCUCUUCAAUUGAGCAAAUAACUACCACGACAGAAACAAUUUAUACCCCUCCGCCACCACCAGUUAUUGUCGUCGAGAUCGAAGGCCCGCAAAUAAAGAUUGUCGAGGUUGGCCAAACCGUACGGCUCUAUUGUUCGGCGAGCUCAUCAUCCUCGUCUUCACCAGUACAACUGAAAUGGUACAAGGAUGGAGGACACUUAGCUCCAAAUCACGCCAUCGACGAUGGUAGAGGUAUUUUGGUUAUCACCGAUGUUGUAGUAUCCGAUUCCGGCAACUACGUUUGUCAGGCAUCUGACGGAUUUGUAAUCGUAACGCAAUACACAACUGUAACUGUGGGACCACCUAAUCCCGCUGUGCCUCCCACUGUCUCCAUUACACCAAGCUACAUACAAGUCCAAGAAAAUCAACAGAUUGAAGUACAUUGCGUGGCCAGAGGAAAUCCGGCACCGUCGUUACAGUGGCGACGAGUUGACAGGCCCCAAAUGAAUGAAAGACAUUCGUUUAUUAACGGAGUCUUCCGCAUACCUUACGCUCAAAAAUCGGACGAAGGACAGUACGAGUGUGUCGCUACGAAUUCUGCAGGUGUACAGGGUAGUACCGUGUAUAUUCAAGUCUUUCAGCAAAGUCCCGAACCAGCGAUUAAAGUUACCAUCACGCCCGCGCAAUAUUAUGGUAAAAUCAGGGAGACGUUUAGUUUAACUUGCGAUGCCCCACGACCAUGGCGUUCGAUGGUUUGGUCUAGAGAAGACGGACAACCGCUCCCGUACAGCUCAUCGCGUAGCGAAGAUGAACGAGUUCUAACUGUUUAUGAUGCGAAACUUGAAGAUAGCGGAACUUACGUUUGUAGUGUUACAGCGCAAACUACUCGGGGCAACGGAACCGCUUACGUAUCGAUUUCUGCUGAAGAAUCUGGGGAAUAUCCGAAAGUAAGUGUGGACCCGACCCAAGUAACCGUGGAUCAAGGCUCAACGAUAGAACUUCGCUGCGAAGCAACUGGAGUUCCUGCACCUACCAUUCAGUGGACACGAGUUACUGAUCCUUUAGGUCCCAACGCUCAGCAAAUAGGAUCCGUACUGAAAAUCCAAAACGUGCAGAUCCGUGAUCGUGGUGUAUACGUUUGCGUGGCAAGUAACAGAAAUGGCGUCGCUCAAAGUUCUUCAAUCAUCGAAGUGGAACGAAGGGAAGCUCCUGUAAUCGAAAUUCAUCCCAGUAAGGCACUGACUGUGACAGCAGGCGGAAGUCUUAUUAUGCAAUGUCGUAUUAUUACCGGAAGUCCACAACCUAGCGUGCACUGGAGCAGACCUAACGGACAACCUUUGAGCAACACUAUUGAGCAGCUUUCAAAUGGGGUUUUGAGAUUUACUUCAAUCAGCUUGGUGGAAGCAGGUGAGUAUAUGUGCACUGCGGAGAACACGGCCGGAAAAACAACAGCCAUUGGACACCUUGAGGUUCACACGCAACCGUCAUUAACGAUCUCGCCGCGUAGUGGCAUUUUAAAUGUUCGCGAAGGUGAAUAUGUUCGUUUGGAGUGUAGAGCGACAGGAGUACCUCAACCUACAGUACAGUGGUCGAAGCAGUUCGUUUCCUACAGUGGUGCGGCUCAAGAAUCUCACGCAAGUCCUUUGAGUGGAUUAGUACCCAAUGUCGCUGUAUAUGAAAUAACUAGAGUAACCAGCAGCGAUCAAGGAUAUUACGUUUGUCAAGGUCAAAAUAGCGCAGGAACUGCUGAGGAACGAGUCAGUCUUGUGGUUGACUCGGUACCAGAACGAGGUGAUAUUACAGUAAGGCCAGGUGAAGAUGGUAGCGCAGGUAACGCGGGUAAUGAAGUAACACAGUACCCUCCUUACGUUACGCCACGAGUACCAUAUAAGGAUAACGAACAUAUCCCUACGUAUGGAGAUAAAACGUUUACUGCGCCCGUUGGAACACGUGCGGAGCUUCGCUGUCAAACAAAAACACAAGCCGGUUCAGAUCCAUUGUAUGUUAAUUGGGUACGUGGCGAAAACUCGACGUUGCCCGAAAAUUCCGUCGUGAGAGGUGGCACAUUGUUCAUUGACAAUGUUCAGCCGACCGACGGUGGAGAGUAUCGAUGCCUCGGAGUUCAUCCAUCGGGUGCUAUUGUGUUCAGUUUCAGUGCACACUUAGUCGUAGUGUCGCCUCCAAGAAUAACUUUACACCCACCAAAACAAGUCGUACGCCCUGGAGACAACGCACACAUCGAAUGCGCUGCAACUGGACAACAGCCAAUCUCCAUAACCUGGACGCCUGUCGGACGAGAAAUGCCCGCGAGCGGCUCCGCCGAAGGUGGCAAUCUUCGAUUUAUCGGAAUUCAAAUAUCAGACGCAGGUCGCUAUAGGUGUACGGCAAUUAAUUCCGCAGGAGAAGCUGACGCAGUUGCUGAUGUAGUUGUACAAGAUUACCAUCAACAGACGACUACAAUCACUGCAGAAAAUAGGCAACAAGUUGCGGCAGUGGGAACUUCAAUCACCUUACAUUGUGUGGUUCGUGGAGGCCAAGAGCAACCCCCAUCCUCAAUCCGGUGGUUUAGAGAGCACCUGCCUCUAUCGCCCAACUCGCAUGUGAAUGGAGACUAUCUACAAAUUGUGAACGUCCGACAGGAGGAUGGAGGUAGAUACUUCUGCGAGGUAGCAGCCGAAGGUGGAACUGCGAGCGAUUACAUUGACGUUCACGUUCAACAAAUUACACAGAGAUGUUCACGAUUUGAAUGGAGAUGUGAUGACGGUCAGUGUAUAAGUGAACGUCGACGAUGCGAUCGGAAAUACGACUGUCGAGAUAGAACAGAUGAGCUGUAUUGUUUAGGAAGAAGGCGGCGGGACCAAGCGACCGACGAUCGGUUUUCAUCAUCGUCCUCAAGCGGAGGUUCACCAUUGCUGGAUAUUCAAUCAUCAUCCCCGACUUGUCGCAUCGGAGAUACUGUCGAUUUGUACUGUCGAUCAAACGAACCUGGCGUUAUAACUUCAUGGUCCAAGGUGAAUGGUAGGUUUGAGGAUAACAUCCAAACGAGCGGCGGAACUUUGCGAUUCUCAUCUGCAAUACGUGAAAAUGCCGGAACGUAUAGAUGCGAAGCACGUGGCAGUCAAGGGGUGUAUAGCAAAGAUUACGUUUUCGAAGUCAUAGAUCCCCAUUACGAAAAUGUACAAGGAGAGCAACCGAUUGAAACAAAAACCGCUCCACAAGGAUCGUCUAUAGUAAUGGAGUGCCGUACGGAUCUACAGCAACCUGUCAUGUAUCAAUGGAGCAAACCUGGAGGCGUACUGCACCGGGACAUUAGUCCACAUAGUCGCACCAUCCAAAUUGACGAAGUGAAAGGAACGGAUGCCGGUACCUACGUUUGCACUGCCAGCAACAGCCACACAAGCAUUGACAUCCCAACGAUUCUUGUUGUAACAGGCAUAGUGCCGUAUUUCGCACAAGCUCCCAACAGUUUCAUCGCUCUUCCUACACUCCCAGAUGCUUACAUCCAAUUUACAAUUGAAGUUUCGUUCAAACCGGAAGUGCAAGAUGGUUUAAUUUUGUUCAACGGCCACAAGAAAUCGUCUUCCAAAACUGAUUUCAUCGCAUUGGCUUUAGUGAACGGCGUUCCUACAUUCUACUUCAACCUUGGCCAAGGCGUUACCACCGUCAGAGCCAAUAGCCCCAUUCAAUUAGGGCAAUGGCAUUCUAUUAAAGUAUCACGAAACAGAAAACGCGGUACCAUGUACGUGGACGGAAAAGGUCCAUUCACAGGCGUUACCGAUGGAAAGUUUGUCGGUUUAGAUUUGAACGAGCCGUUAUACAUUGGAGGUGUUCCCAACUUUAGAGACGUUCCAGCCGAACUUCAAAUUGAAUCCGGAUUUGUGGGUUGCAUUAGUCGCUUGAAAAUCGGCCACGCGCACCAAGACAUUAUUCGCGAUGCCAUCAACAAGGACGGAAUAACAACAUGCGAGACUUGCUCUGAAAAUCCCUGUCACAAUCAGGGAGUUUGCCAGGAAGCUUUAACCGCGGAAGGAUACACUUGCUUGUGCCAAACUGGAUAUAGUGGACCUACGUGCAACAAGCAUGGAGGCGAAGCUUGCACACCAUACGCUUGCGGACCAGGCAGAUGUAUCGAUACUGAAAACAACUUCAAAUGCUUAUGCCCACUUGGACGAGCGGGACGUAGAUGCGAGCAGGAAAUUUCCGUUUACGAACCAGCGUUUUCUAAAGAUGCCUACAUUGCGUACCCCACACCUCGCCCUCAGCGCAGAUUAAAGGUAUCUUUGAAAUUUAAAGCCAGAGAUUUAAGGGAUGGAAUUUUGCUAUACUGCGCUGAAAGCGAGGAAGGUCACGGCGAUUUUGCCAGUUUGUCGAUCAAGGAUCGCCAUGUUGAGUUCCGAUUUGAUGUUGGCAGUGAUCCAGUGGUCAUCCGAAGUGAUCGCGAAGUUCAGCCCGGUGAAUGGAUUGCGGUUACGGCUAGUAAAUUUUUGAAUGAAGGCAGACUGUUGGUAAAUGGAGACGCGCCAGUGACACAGCGAGUUCCAGGUAACCACAAGGCUCUUAACUUGCAAACGUCUCUGUACGUUGGCGGAAUUGACAAACAGAAGGUUCACUUAAAUCAUGGCGUUGGUGUUGAUGCUGGGUUUGAUGGAUGUAUUUCAGAGAUUAGCGUGUCAGGAUUAGAUUUGAACAUUAUUCAGUCCGUUUCCGAAUCUGCUAACAUAGAGGAUUGUAGUGCAUCACCUGUACAAAAGAACGAUAAUGAUAUUCGGCCCCAUCAAGGAUAUUUACCAAAACCGUACAAUGCAAGACAAACCGGCUGUUCAAGCAAUCCGUGCAGAAAUGACGGACAAUGUUAUCCACUGUCACCAGUAGACUACCAAUGCAACUGUGUCCACGGUUACAGCGGCCGUAAUUGCGAGAUUGCCCCAAAUCUAUGUGACCACUUACGACCGUGUCUAAACGGCGGAUCGUGCCAUGGAAAUACAUCCACGUAUUCGUGCGGAUGUCCAAUGGGAUACACUGGCACCAACUGCGAACAACGCGCCGAUAUACGAAACGAAGUUAACUUUAAUGGCAACGGAUAUGUAGAAUUAAACAGAGGUUUACUCAACCACAAAAAUAUCGAUGAAAACGAAGUAAUCGCCUUUGAACUGUCUACAAACGCUAGCAACGGACUAAUAUUUUGGCACGGACAACGUCCAACGGAAGACGGUAGAGGAAAAGAUUACAUUUCGCUAGCAGUUGUGGGUGGCUACCUGGAAUACAGUUUUGAGUUGGGCUCUGGUCCCGCCAUCAUCUAUAACAACGAAGUAAGAAUAAAUGACGGAGAAAGGCAUCGCGUCAUUUUGAAGAGACGAGGCAGAUGGGGAUCCAUUGAAGUAGAUAACGAUCACAUAGUCGAAGGAAAUGCGGAUGGGUAUAUCUACGAAAUGAAUUGCAAUGGAAAUAUAUAUUUAGGUGGUACACCGAACAACACUUUCAUGACUGGUGGUCGUUACUCACAAGGCUUUAGUGGUUGUAUAUAUGGAUUCGAAGUGCAAGAUUCAAGAAUGUUGGAUAUUGGUGCUAAAGCUGUGUCCGGCGUAAAUGUUAAACCCUGCUCAAGCGGAUAUGGUGAUGGUGAAAAUGAUUUAUAUUAGGUAUAUGAAUACUCAAAAACUGUAAACAAGGUUUUACGGUCCAUUUAAAGUGGAAUUAAGAUCUUUCUCCAUUUGUGUUCUUAUUUGUGUUCAUUUUUUUGUGGGAAAUCCUUCAUUUUAGCCGCUGUUGACAGGAUAAAUUAUUGGUCAACAGUAACUGUAUUUGUUUUAUAUCUUAUUGUUUGCACAUUUUAAGGCUUUGUGAAAUACAGUAUUACAAUGAUCAAACUGCCACGAUCCCACAAUGUUACAUUUUUCUAUUUAGUUAUACAUACUACUUGUUGCAUGUACAGAAACAUUUGUGCCAUUUUAGGAUAAAAGUAGAAUAAUUCAACCAAAUUUUCCAAAGUAAAAUAGUGACAAGCUAUUUUUUAAUACUUAUCAUUUCAUUUAAGUGUAUAAUUAUGAGUAAUGGUGCUAAUAAUGUAUAUUGUCUAAUUUCGUUGUCCCGCUUUUAUUAACUUCUUUUUUUUAAAUUGUUUAUUACGUUAGACGUUAGUUAAGUUUUGUUACAGAAGUAAAUCUGAUUAUUUUUGCACAAAUUACGAUUUUCGUCACCAUGUUAAUAUUAGUUAUAAUUCUUUGUAAAAAAUUCUAAAAUGUGAUUAUGUGUAUUGAAACUAAACGUAUCAGCAAUGGUGACUAACAAUAAUGUAAUGUUAAGCAUGCAUAUAUAGAAUAUAUCUGUUUUAUAAUGCUUUUGUAUACCUUCUAGAUUCUAUAGAGUUAUAUAAAAAAAAAUGCGAAAAACUGUUAUUGUAAUAUGUUUAAAAAUUUAUUAGACGGCAUUUAUUUUUGUUCUGUUAUUUUUUAUUAAAAUUUGUACAUUUGUGUACUUAAAUGCCUUCUGAUAUAUCCCAUUUAUUAUGUUUACAAUAUGUAUGUUGAAGUGCAUUUUCAAUAACAGGAGACAAUAAUUAGGUACUUACAAUAAAUUGAAAUAAAUGUAUGUGA